UCCUGCACCUUUCAACCAAUAGCACCGUCUUGUUAUGUUUACGGAACCAGUAAUCCCGCCUCCUGGACGUUUUGACCAAUAGCAGCGUCGCCUUAUGUACACGUGAUCCCGCCUCCUGGACGUUUCGACCAAUAGCAGCGUCUCUUCCUCCACCUCCAGGUUUUACCGCUAAAACCAAAUUGGCUCCGGUUUUGUUGCUGCGGUGUGUCUGAGUUAGAAAACAAAGAAAAACUAAAAUUUCCCAUUUGAACAGGUGUUCCUGCUCCAGGAUCGGGGUCGGCCCUCUUCAUUAGAAGAUAAAGACUACAUCCAGAGGUUUGGGUUCCCCGGGGCGAGAUGGGGAUCUCCGGCCUGCUGCAGUUCAUCAAAGACGCCGCCGAGCCGGUCAGCGUGAAGAAGUACCGCGGCCAGACGGUGGCGGUGGACACGUACUGCUGGCUGCACAAAGGAGCCUUCUCCUGCGCCGAGAAGCUGGCGAAGGGGGAGCCCACCGACCAGUACGUCUGGUACUGCAUGAAGUUUGUGGACAUGCUGCUCGGCUUCGGCGUGAAGCCCGUCCUGGUGUUCGACGGACGCAACCUGCCGUCCAAGAAGGAGGUGGAGAAGGCUCGGCGAGAGCGCAGGGAGUUGAACCUGCAGCGAGGACGCCAGCUGCUGCGUGAAGGGAAGCUGUCCGAGGCCAGAGACUGCUUCACCCGCUGCGUCAACGUCACGCCGUCCAUGGCUCACCGCGUGAUCCAGGCUGCCAGGACCCGGGGAGUGGACUGCAUAGUGGCUCCGUAUGAGGCCGACGCCCAGUUGGCCUUCCUCAGCAAGUCGGGUCUGGCCCAGGCCGUCAUCACCGAGGACUCGGACCUGCUGGCCUUCGGCUGCAGGAAGGUGAUCCUCAAGAUGGACAAGCAGGGCAACGGUCUGGAGGUGGACCGGGACCACCUGGGCCGCUGCCGCUCGCUGGGGAACGUCUUCACGCCGGACAAGUUCCGCUACAUGUGCAUCCUGGCGGGCUGCGACUACCUGGCCUCGCUGCACGGCAUCGGCCUGGGCAAGGCCUGCAAGCUGCUGCGGCUGGCCCAGGACCCCGACAUCCUCAAGGUCGUCAGGAAGAUGGGCCAGUACCUGAAGAUGAGCCUGCAGGUCCCGGACUCCUACGUCCAGGGCUUCGUCAAGGCCAACAACACCUUCCUGUACCAGCUGGUCUUCGACCCGGUCCAGAGGAGGGUGGUGCCCCUCAACCCGUACCCGGAGCACCUGGACCCGUCCUCCCUGGCCUACGCCGGACCGAACCUGGGGGACGAGACGGGUCUGCAGCUGGCCCUGGGGAACCUGGACCUCCACACCCUGGAGCAGAUCGACGACUUCAGCCCGGACCGGCCGGGCGCAGGGUCCUGCAGACCCCGCAGCCAGAGCUGGAACCAGAACCAGGCCCCGGCCCCCCCGGGGGGCAGCAUCUGGAGCCGAGGCUGCACCUCCGCCCCCGCCGCCCAAACCACCGCCGCCCCCGCCUCGCCACGCAGGCCGCCGCCCACCAGGGGGCAGCAGAGCGCCGUCAGGCCGCCCUGCAGGGAGCUGCAGGUGAAGAGGCCCAGAGAGGACUCCGGUGUUUCAGACCAGGACGUGCUGCAGCUGUACUCCUCCUCCUCCUCCUCCUUCUCCUCCUCCUCUUCCUCCUCCUGCUCCAGUCACAAGCGGUCCAGACCAGACCAGGAAGUGGUCUGGCCCUCCGGGAGCAGCCAGCCUCGACCACGGAACCGCUUCGCCACCGUGUUACAGAGGAGGAACCAGGAGGCCGAGGGGGGCCAUGAGGAGACACGCAGCAGGUUCUUCAGCAGCUCCAGCCCCCCCCCCUGCAGAGUCCCCCUCAGGGCCCCCCCUCCUGCUCAGCCGACUGAGGACCAGUCCUGCUCCUCCAGCGACGGGCCCGACGCUCCCUCAGUGGAGACGCCGAGCCCCCCUGUGUCCCCAUCCUCCCCUCCCCCCCCAGAGUCUCCACCCUCCCCUCCCCCCGGCCCCCCCAGCCAGGGCCUCAGACUCUUCCCCUGGUCCUCCUCGCCCCCCCCCGGCUCCGGCCUGGCCUCUCUGAAGCAGUUUCAGUACAAGAAGGAGAGUUCUUCGCCCGCUGGAGGCUCGUCCCCCCCCCACAGCAGACCGGACGACGCAGACGACCCGCCGGCGUCCCAGGACAGUGCCUACUUCUCUCAGUCGCAGCCUCAGCUGCCCCCCCUGCACCGAGAGGAUGGCCCCCCCCACGGCGGCUCCCUCCAGGAAGACGAGACGGAAUCAGAGGCAGAGCUCAGUCCUGCAGGGAGGAAACCCGGCUCGCUCGGGUCCAAGGUUUCAGGUCUGGCGAAGCCCCGGUCCGGCUGCGGCGGUCCGGCAGAGCGGGUCCAGAGGCGGGUCCAGAAGCUGGGUCCGGCCCGGGCCAGCGGCCUGAGGAAGAGACCGUCGUCCGCCAACAACGAGAACCGGCCCGGGGUCCAGGCCACCAUCAGCGGCCUGUGGAGCAGCUUCAGCUUCAGGAGAGACGUCCAGAAGAUGAGUUCCUGUAAGAAGGGAGAGCCGCUGUCUCCCGUCAAGGACAACAUGGCGGCGCAGUGAGCACGGCCGUCCAGGCGGCAGCGCUCUUUAGACAUACUGUGUAUGUGGAGAUGGUUUUCUGUCUGUGCUUUUAUAAAUAAAGGGAAUCUUCUGA
This is a messenger RNA of Salarias fasciatus (jewelled blenny), 2689 nucleotides long. RefSeq names its product exonuclease 1 (gene exo1). NCBI's taxonomy places the organism in Eukaryota, Metazoa, Chordata, Actinopteri, Blenniiformes, Blenniidae. The record is from RefSeq and is a predicted model, not a curated record. Gene Ontology annotation, biological process: DNA recombination; mismatch repair. Gene Ontology annotation, molecular function: 5'-flap endonuclease activity; metal ion binding; 5'-3' DNA exonuclease activity. Gene Ontology annotation, cellular component: nucleus.